Molecule: messenger RNA, 1068 nt
Organism: Bolinopsis microptera
Lineage: Eukaryota; Metazoa; Ctenophora; Tentaculata; Lobata; Bolinopsidae
Product: C-C chemokine receptor type 4-like
Exons: 9
Coding region: 1-1068 (355 amino acids)
Biological process (GO): G protein-coupled receptor signaling pathway
Cellular component (GO): membrane
Molecular function (GO): G protein-coupled receptor activity
Source: RefSeq, a predicted model, not a curated record
AUGCUCUUGGUCGACACAACAAACAUCACCAAUAUUUCCAACAUCAACAAAACAUUGGGAUUCCCAGAAGCAGGCUACUGGUUCCUGGUUACCUACCAUUCUCUAGUUCUACUACUUACAGUUAUUGGUAACCUGACGGUGUUUGCCAGUUCGCGCCUGUAUAACGAAGUAAACGUGGACAGUAUCUCCAUAGUGUUUGUUGAGAUGUUGGCUAUCUUGGACCUUAUCAUUGCUUUUAGCUACAGUUUACCUGUUGCUAUCACCCUUGCCGCUAACAAAUUCAUCUUAGGUGCAGCAGUGUGCUUCAUUCAAGGAAAUGUCAGCUACAUAACCAUCUUUAUCCAGUUGAUAACUAUCCAGACUAUCUCUCUCUACAAACUGUUCACCUUACUCCGACCUCUCUCCUCGUAUUCUCUAACUUCUAAACAAGCCAAACUGUUUGUAGCAGGAGUGACGGCGUUUUCUACAUUUUACAUGUUCUGCUGCCUGGUGAUGGGACAGUUUUACUACUUUGAUCCUUAUCUUCUUUCUUGCCAGAUAUCAGGUCAAACGGAUCCCAGAAAGUCCAUGGUUAUCUCUGCUUUAGUAGCGCUCGUUCUCUUCGUCCUUCUCCCCAUCACAACUAUACUACUCUCCAACGCUUACAUCUUGAGAAUAGUUUAUCGGAGCAGCAAAAAGAAGAGCAAGAUGCCGAGUAAAGCCGCGCUGACAACUCUGACUUCCAUCUCCCUCUCUUUCCUGAUCUUCACUACCCCCACCUUCGCUAGAGUCCUUCUUCAGACCCUUUUCAAAGGUACGAUUCCCUCGUGGUAUUUUGUGACCCAGCUAGAGCUGUUAUUCCUUAACUCUGCUACUAAUCCCAUCAUCUACACCUUUACCAAUACUAGGUUCAGACGGUUUCUCAAUACACAACUACAAAAGGUGGUAGGAAGAAGUGAUCAGACUCUCUGUAUAAAUUAUAAUGGCAGCUCAAACCCCAUUCCCGUUGAUAUAGCGAUACGAGGUGUUGCCAAGACGUCACCUAGUACCACCAUGACGGGUUGUCAGCACUACCUGCGGCCUGCCUAA